Molecule: messenger RNA, 3068 nt
Organism: Thalassophryne amazonica
Lineage: Eukaryota; Metazoa; Chordata; Actinopteri; Batrachoidiformes; Batrachoididae
Gene: cavin2a
Product: caveolae associated protein 2a
Exons: 2
Coding region: 171-1574 (467 amino acids)
Cellular component (GO): cytoplasm; caveola
Molecular function (GO): protein kinase C binding
Source: RefSeq, a predicted model, not a curated record
AGCGAGAUAGAGAGAAAGAGAGGGAGUGGAAACAAAUCCACACCAGGGAGUGAUAAAACACCCUCUUCUUCACUUCACAGCCGGAGCCACUGACAGCAGCAGCUACACUCGGCGUCACAAAUUUUUCUUACUGCCGUAGGUGAAGUAGGACAUUUGGGCACCUGUAAGCGAUGGAAGAAGAAGGAUCGCACACCGAGCAGAACAGCCAGACUGGCAGCAUGUCUGGCCUCCCACAGCAGCAACAGCAGGAGCAACCCGAUAGCCAGGAUCUCCUCAUCUCCAGCCGGGGGUCUGCCCCAUCCUCCCCAACCCCGACUGGCACCCUCAGCCGGCUGGGCUUCAAAAGUCCAACCAGCCCGACCGCGGCGGUGCCAGGCAGCCCGCAAGGCCAGGUGAGUGCCAUCACUGUGGUGGCCCUGCUGGACAAGCUGGUCAGCAUGUUGGAGGUGGUGCAGGACAACCAGAAGAGGAUGGAGGAGCGGCAGGCCGACCUGGAGGGUGCUGUGCGUGUCAUGCAGGGCGACAUGACACGCCUGUCCAAGACGCACCUUACCACAUCCAACAGCGUCAGCAAACUGCUGGAACGCUCCCGCAAAGUCAACGGAAACAUCAAGGAGGUGAAGGAGCGCCUGGACAAACAGGCGGUGCAGGUGAAGCGGCUGGAGGCCAACCACAGCCACCUGCUGAAGAGGAACCACUUCAAAGUGCUCAUCUUCCAGGAAGACAAUGAGAUCCCCUCCAGUGUGUUUGUCCAGGAGUCUCUCAAAACCCCACAGCCCAGCCAGGUGGAUGCCGAAUCCACCCAUCCCACUCCAUCUGUUACAAGUUCUGUUGAUCCAAUCCAUUACCAAGAAGAAGGCCUGCAGACCGUCAACUUGUCUUCCGAUGAAGACGAUAAUGCUACAGCACAUCAUGAGCACGAUGACUUGUUGGAGGGUGAGGGCUCUGUGGCUUCAGCCCCUAUUCGCUAUGAGAGAAGAGCUGAUAAGUUUAAGCGCAACAGUCUGAAAAAGGUGGACAGCCUGAAGAAGACCCUUGAGAAGACAAUGAACCAGCUUGGCACCAAGAUUGUUCCACCAGAGCGGCGUGAGAAAAUCAAGAAAACCCUCACCCACAACCAUCCAAAAAGCCCAACUGCCAAGAGCUCCUCCUUCAAGGUGUCUCCCAUGACCUUCAAUGUCAGGAAAGUCAGAGACGGAGAAGCCCCUCCACAAGUCAAGCCGUCAUCUGAGAUUGAUGCCCAUGUGGAGAUUCUUCCCCUGGGAAACAUAGAUGGAGAGAUUAAUCUGGCAGAUGUGCAUUCGCCGGAAGGCCUGGUGGAGGAAGUGCAAGAGAUGCUGAAUUCCACCACCACAGAGAGCAUGAAGGCACAGCUGGGCAUCAAUGGAGAAACAACAGGCAUUGAGUGUGAGAUCAAUGGUAAGCGUGCUGCUAGCCUGGCAGUUCCAGAGCGAGAUGAAGAUAUUGCAGAGGAUGAAGAAGAGAAGGGAGGUGAGCAGAGCAAGACCCCUGCAGAGUUGGCAGCAGAGUCCCAGAUACCAUCAGGAAGCGUUGCAAUGGAGCAAGUGUCUUAAUAUGCUAUGAUUAUGUUGAUCAUAAAUUCCUUUUUCCACUUUUUUUUUUUUUUUUUUUGCUUAGUCAUAAUAAGCUCUUAGCACCACAUUGCAAACUAUCUUUCUGAUAUAGUUUCUGUCCUUUGUGCUGCUUUAGGUAGUCCAUCCUGAGGUCUUUCCUGCACUAUCUUUAAAUAUUGCUUGACAGUAGAAGAUUCACCUUCAGACCGUACAAGCAAAUGGGUUUUUCUUUGGUGGCUUGUAAAUGGAAGCAACAUUACAUUCACCAUAAGUCAUUCUCCAUUUUAAUAGUGGAACAUGUUCAAGGCGCCGGGCCAACGAUCUCCCAUCUGCUCCAUCUCUCUGCAUCUGGACAUCUCUGACUCACUGACAAACAGCCUCUUUGUACUUUGUGAUAAAUAGUAAAUCUUUGGAAAUGGUGGUACUGCCCACAGCUUGUGGAGGGACCGUGUUGCCAGGUUUUGUCAAGAGUUGGAAUGGGGAGUUUUCAACGAAGAGAUUCUGGUACAUCAAGGGUUCUUUAUCAAACUGCUCUAAAUCUGUGCAGAAAACACCCCGAUUUUAGCGAACAGUUUGAUUUUAACUUGAUGUAACUUUGAUUUAAUGUGAUUCUGUCCUGUGUGGUGGUCACCUGACCUAGAUACACUGUGUUUUAAUUACUUAUUCAUUUUGAUGUUAUUAUAUUUGAUGUGGAACUCAGCUAGAAUGUCAAAGGAGGCAUUUCUGAUGAGCAAACCACAAUGGUUCCAAAUGCAUUCAAGUAUUUGACUACUUUUAAUUUUUUAAAACAGUCCAAAUGUUCUUGCUUGUCACUCUGAUUUGAAGCUUAACAAAACAAGCGACAAACGCUUCUAGAACUCACACCCUUGCCAAGGACUAGAAUUAAUCCUUUUUUAUUUUGCAUUGAGAUUAACAAUGUAGUUGUUUCAACUGAUAUCACCCUUAAAUGCCAUGUUUGAAAUUGUGGAUGGUUUAAUACUUGGACUUGCUUGGGGUGAAAUCCAGGGGUUACAUGACAGUUGGGGCCUCUGUUUUUUUCUGCACAAAAAAUAUAUAGUAGAGAGAAAAGAGGAAAUCAGUGAUUUUGAAAAGUAAUUUCAAUUUAUUUCAUUUAUAUAGUACCAAAUCACAACCAAGUUGCCUCAAGGCGUUUCACACAAGUAAGGUCUAACUUACCAACCCCUAGAGCAAACACACAGGCGACAGUGGUACGGAAAAACUCCCUCUGAUGAUAUUGAGGAAGAAACCUCAAGCAGACCAGACUCAAAGGGGUGACCCACUGUUUAGGCCAUUCUGACAGUUACAAGGUUUUUGCAAAGUACAGGAACAGUUCUUGAUUUCAAACUUAACGUUUGGCACAGUUCACACUUCAUGUGCACAAAACCUACACUUAUUCUUAUAUGUUACAAUAAAGUCCAUAUGUGUAUAUUUGAGAAAAAAAAAAAAAACAAGUAAAAGUGCAAUUGCCCCAACACAAAAAGAAAAGAAAAAAAA